Molecule: messenger RNA, 1510 nt
Organism: Bradysia coprophila
Lineage: Eukaryota; Metazoa; Arthropoda; Insecta; Diptera; Sciaridae
Gene: Tsp5D
Product: Tetraspanin 5D
Cellular component (GO): plasma membrane
Source: RefSeq, a predicted model, not a curated record
CGGAAUUACAGAUCAGUUUCGAUGUGGCAAUAGACGAAGACGGUUCUAAAAAAGUGAUAUAGCCAAAAUAAAAAAAAAACUGUUUUGUUAUAAUAUUGCUCAUCAUCCGUUGAAAACCUUUUAUAGAACGACUUUUUGGUUAAUUUUUAUUUAAUUGCGCUCCUACAAUUUGUGGCGUUAAUUUUUUGUUUUGUUUGGAUUCUCUCCUCUCUCUCUCGUUGUGUGUACCAAAUUAAUUAGCGAAUUCAAACAAACUACUUUAUUUAGUGAGUGUGUGGUGGAAUGACAUAAUUAAGAGCACAUAAUCUCUGUUUGUGGCGACAUUUACAAUAAAAGUUCAACAAGAAAAUUUAGCGCGUUCAAAGUGUGUCUUACUAAUUUUCGCAUAUUAGUUGAAAGUAUAUAAUGGUGUAAGAACACAUUCUGAAUUCAGUCACUCUGUUUGCAUUUGGAUUAAUCUAAUCACGAAAAUGAGUAGCGGAGGUUAUUCAUGUAUGCGACGGACGUUUUGCUGGCUCAACAUAAUUAUAUUGAUAUGUUCAUGUGCAUUUCUAGGAGCUGGAUUAUGGUUACGGUUAGCAUAUCAAGGAGAAUAUGUGACACUACUACCAGACCAUGCAGCCCUAAGCGCUGAUUCGUUACUUUUAACGGCUGGCGUAAUGGGUUUUGUAAUAACAUUUUUCGGGUGUUGUGGUUCGUGGUUCCAGUCCAAAUGUUUAUUAAUUUGUUACUUCACAUUACUAGUCCUAUUAUUUUUAACUGAAUUCCUUCUCGGAUCAUUGGCGUUUGUUUUCCGCGGGGGAAUAGGACGAACACUGGCCAGUGAACUUAAGUACGGAAUCGAGAAAUUUUACAAUUCGACCGAUAUGGGAGGCCGUAUAACGCCGUCAGUGGCUGCAAUAUGGGACAGUCUACAGUCGAAUGUACAUUGCUGUGGCGUGAAUUCAUAUGAAGAUUGGUAUGACAUAAGUUCGUGGCCGGGUGAACGAUGGGUUCCCGACUCUUGUUGUCGUCCGCAAUACAAUGAAUCGUUUGGAUUGGUUGAAGGAUCUGGCUAUGAAUUACCAGCUUCCAUUAACUGCUCCAAAGCUCACAAUCCGGCGUUGUGGUGGAGUCAUGGAUGUUUGGACGCUAUUCAGAUGUGGCUGGUGCAUCGAUUGCAUGUGGUUGGUGCGGUUGGACUUGUAAUAGCUUUUAUUCAAUUGUUUGGUCUAUUGACGUCGAUGCUGCUAUUUUGCACGAUGCGUCACCGGAAAAAGGAAGAAGAAACGUAUAAAUCGUAUUCGCCGACAACGGACAACCAAAGGAAUCGAUCAAUAAAUAGCUACAUAGAUGAAUAGUUUACUGGCUACGCAGCAAAUUAAAUUUUUAUUUAUUAAUUAAUUAACGGUGCCAAAAAUUACUUUUCUUUUAAUUUCAUUUGAGUUUAAUGGUUUUAAUUUACUAUUUUAUGCUUAAGAUAACGAUGUACCUCUUCUCAUGUACAAUAUAAACGAUGCGCAUAAAAAAA